CUCCACAAGCUGUCGCCCGCAUCGAUCGUAACUUCCAGCGAAUAGCAAGACGGCGGAUGAGUGGAGAACUGAUGGGGACGUGUAUGUAAGUCGAUUACGGCCUAUCAGUCAUCGGCCAGGAAACGUUACUCCACCGGGAAGGCGUCGAAGCAGAUUUAGUUGUAGAUUGGCCGUCGACGGGUCGAGAAUCAUCCGCCAGCUAACGACGCUGUAGUUUCGUUCUUAUAGGAGAUCGAGAAUUGAGGAUCGAGGAUAAUCUUUUGUCGGACAUUUUUUUCAUUUUCGUCUCCUCGUUGUGAUUUUGUUCUGUGUCUGUUGAAGCCACUUUUUUGUCGUAUCUCGUUUGUACUGGGAACCAUGAGCGAUACCGGCAGUGGAAGUGAAAGUUCUGGCUCUUCUGGAGCUGGUGUACAAAAUGCUAUCGAUAAUCGUGCUCAACGCGAAUACAAGGAGGAGAUAGUUAAGGACAUGGCAAUAGAGAAAAUGAAACAGAAGAUGGAUGAAAUUGUGGCCAGAGUCGGCAAGGACGUCGAGAAAAAGUUGGACAUUGCGGUAGACGAUUUGUUUGCAGAGGUGAAACAGUUUAAUUUGAAAAACUACGAAUUAAAGCAAUUGUUCAACGAGAAAUCGUCCAUCAAAAGCGCAACGAUCCAUCGGAAGGGUCGAACGAAUGGAAAGCUGCCGGAAAAGGAGUUUGUGGCGCGAAACUCCUUGUUGACGGAUCUUUUCGAGGUGAAGCACAUCAAGACGAUCUACCACAUCUUUAUUGUUAUCCUGAUCAUCCUCUUUCUCAACACGGUCGUGCACGAUUUUGUUGAUACUGGCAGUAUCAACCUUGGCUUCCGUCCGAUAGUGGCCGGAUUUGGAAAAUUUCACUUGGCACUUAUGCUGUGGGCCUGCAUGCAACUGUCCACGUUCCUCCUCUACCCAUGCUUCCGGCUGUGGGCGUCCGCUCGUCAACGUUUCUCGACAGGUUCGGGCGUGCAAAAACUGUGGGAUUUGGCUGCGCUGGUCACUUUUCUCAUGUACCAGUGUGCUUUCAUGACUGUCGCGAUCAAGGCACUGCUGCUGUACGAUCUUCCACCGGCAUCUUCGGUGGCUUUUCUAAUGGAAAUGACACGCUUCCUGAUGAAGGCACACGCGUUCGUUCGCAGUAACGCUCCGAGGGCCCUCGGAAUGGGAGGGCAGAAAACGGCCGACUCAAAACCGGCCAGUGCGGAUGCGUACGGGCGACAGUUGCCCUCGUUCGGGAAGUAUGCAUACUUUUUGUUCGCACCCACGCUGGUCUAUCGGGAUGAGUAUCCUCGGACCAAGCAGAUCCGCUGGCGCAUCGUAGCCAGACACGCGCUCGAGGUCGUCGGCGUUAUCUUCUACAUCAGCUUCAUCCUGGAGCGCUUCCUGGCACCGUUGUUCGAGAAGUUUGGCCACGCAAAGAUCAGCUCGGGCAGCUUCGUGCUCUCACUGUUCGGUAGCAUCAUGCCCGGGUCGUUGUGUUUCCUGUGCGCGUUCUACUCGCUGCUGCACGCGUGGAUGAACGGGGCGGCAGAACUGUUGCGCUUUGCCGAUCGGAUGUUCUACCGGGAUUGGUGGAACGAGUCCACCUUCGCCGGGUAUAUCCGCUCCUGGAAUGUGGUCGUGCACGACUGGUUGUACACGUACGUGUACAAGGACUGUGUUGAGCACGUGUUCCGCAACUGUCGCCCGCUGGCCACCGUGGCUGUGUUUACCGUUUCGUCGGUCUUCCACGAACUAAUACUAGCGUUCUGCUUCCGCUUCUUCUACCCGGUCAUGUUUGUGCAGUUCGAGUUCAUGGGCCUGCUGCUGAUGGUGGUCACCCGGGGUCUGAACAAGGACGUCGGUAACGUACUGCUGUGGUUAAUGCUUUGUAUCGGCAACGGGCUCCACCUGAGCCUGUACAACAUGGAAUACUACGCGCGCCGCAAUUGUCCCGACAUUGGCGACUCGAUCGUGGACUAUCUGGUGCCGGUGUCCUGGUCGUGCAAUGGAAUAUCGCACAAUCCGAACUGGACCAUAACGGCACCAUGGAGCAUGCCGUAAUAACGCGACUUAGAAUGACUACUAAUGGGACGAAUUAUGGACGAGACUGAUUAGCUGUAGUGCCCGAUGCAAGGAUGAUCUUUUUUUCUCGAAAGAACUUAAAACUUUAUAAAGAAAAUUUAAAAAUGUUCACAAAAAAACUGCAUAUAAAUAAACAUGAUGAUGCACAUAA
Molecule: messenger RNA, 2230 nt
Organism: Anopheles coustani
Lineage: Eukaryota; Metazoa; Arthropoda; Insecta; Diptera; Culicidae
Product: sterol O-acyltransferase 1
Exons: 5
Coding region: 358-2058 (566 amino acids)
Biological process (GO): cholesterol metabolic process
Cellular component (GO): endoplasmic reticulum membrane
Source: RefSeq, a predicted model, not a curated record